Messenger RNA from Solenopsis invicta (red fire ant), 7035 nucleotides. RefSeq lists its product as uncharacterized. The transcript has 9 exons. Bases 2232 to 4727 code for a protein of 831 amino acids. The record is from RefSeq and is a predicted model, not a curated record. NCBI's taxonomy places the organism in Eukaryota, Metazoa, Arthropoda, Insecta, Hymenoptera, Formicidae.
AAAAAAUUUUAUUACUGUUGUAAAGUACUUUUCAAGCCAUUCAACUUUGAUGGCUACUUCAACAUAUAAUUCACAAGUGAAAUAGACAUUCAUAAUUUUACUCUUUCCGGAACUAGAAUAGUGAGUGUUACAUUGUAAUUGACUCGGAGAUGUUAUUUUUGACAUAUCAAACAUAAAAUCUCGAUACAUUACUUAUCGAGAGCAAUAAAAUGAUUAAAUCUUUAGUCUUCGACACGACGGUUACUAUAUCGGCAACGACAUCUUCAUCUUUCUCACUCGGUACCACUAUAUACUCGUAUUACGAAUAAUCGGCGAGAGUGCAUUACCAAAGGAACGGCGCGUAACUCAGCACGCCCCGCGAGGGAGAGAACUUGAGGUCGCUCAGACGAAUAGAGCAACGCGCGACGAGAUAAUAUUGUGCUUCGAAAGGAAAAAAGAAGACGGUCUCUUAAACAUGCUCUGAAAAGACAUUUCUAUUGAGAGCAACUAAUGGGCAUAUUAAGUACAAGAAGCAAUACCUGCACAAGACGAGAUUAUGAGGAUAAUUUGAAGUAAUUGAGAAUUUAGGUAAAAGAGAUGGAAAAAAUGAAUUUAUAUAAUACAAAUGUAAUAAAGUUGAAACAAUAAAAAUAAAAUCCGUCUUGCUUUCUUUAUAUAAAUAUAGAGGUUAAAUUUAAAUAACCGGUGUCAGAAUUUUAUUUAAAUCUCAACGACAAUAUAUUUCAACUAUAAUAACAGUUAUCGAAAAAGAUGCAAUAUGCAAAUAGCAUAUAUAAAUCGUUUAAAUGACGAGACAAUGAUGCACAAACAUUGACAGUGGAGAUAUUCUCAGAUAUAGAAAAGCAUUCUGUUACAUACUUUUGCGAACGAGACAAAAGAAGUGUAGCAUAAAAAAAGGAAAAAAUGUUUAUUUAAUAAUGAUAUAUUGUAAAUACUACCAAAAAUAUAACAAGAAGAGUAGAUAAUAGCUUAAUUAUCAGUAUGUUUAAAAAUAGAAAUUUCAGUUUGAUUUUUACAUUUUUCGAAAGCUCGAAGAAAAUAUAUUUGUUAUCACCCCAUCACAAAGCGAUAAAACUAGAACAAGAGAACAACAUAAAAAUAAUACAAUAAAAAUAAUAUCAUAAAAAGAUAGACUAUGGACCGAGAUCAAAAGAAACAAUAGUGACUUAAGUCACUAAUAUUGAUACCGUCAUAGCGAUACUAUUUAUCACAUCAGGGAGUUUUGUUCUCCACGCUCUUAUAAAUGCUAAAAAUUAAGUACGCAAGUAUUACAAAAGAAUGGAAACAAGCGUACAAGAAGAUGGUCGUUAGCGAAAAGACUAUAAGAAGAAAUAAACUUUAAAGUGAAAACUAUAAGAGACAUAAAAAUAUCAGCAGAGAGUGAAAGCCAGGUCGGUGAUAGCGGUUGAUCGCGCCGGAUAAGCGCGGAAGACCGUGCAACGACGUGCGCGCCGAGGGGUGGCGAACCCCGUAGGACCCUCGGUAUAUGGUAGCGGUGACCUCCCGCCGCCUUUCCCCCCGCAUACCCCAUACUGAUGCCCCCCUCGCCGACGGCCUUCGCGCGCGCGGCAGUUCCUUGCAACCCCAGGUUGCGCGGCCCCCUCCACGACAUCCUCGUCAUCCCUGCCCGCGACGGCAACGGUGGAGCGGAUUGGUUCACCGCCUGGGUUCACGCAAGCACGGAUACACGCAGCUGCCAGUAGCUGUGCCUGCCACCUCUUGCUGUAGACUGAUCAGAGGCCAGUGUUCAGAAGAGUAGCGCCGCGAGCGCGGGUAAAUUCGUCGUUGCUGUCACCGUUGUCGUUAACGUUGUCGUCAUCGUCACGUCACGUUGCAUCGCGUCGCGUCGCGUCGCGCCGUGCUUUAACUUCAUCUCUUCACAUGAUUCCAACUACCCCUCACUUCCUUUAUCCUCGUCUUCCUAAUAUAAACGCAUUAAUAUAUACUUCCGGUAUCAACGUUCAUCGCAAGAGGUGAGUCUCUCGCACUCUCUCUCUUGUUUGUUCUAUCAGUCUCGUACUGUCCUUUUCCUCUUGGUCGCGUUCUCCACACGCGACGUUUCUUUCACCGAUUCUCGCGUGGUGCUCAACUUUUGCCGGCCGGCCGGCUUGAUCAACAUCGCCAUCUUGGGAACGCCUCGAUAACUAAGUGUGUAGCAUGAAGGUGACAUCUCACGAGGACGCUGGGUAGGCAGGCCGUUUUCGACGACGAUAAGAGGGAGACCGCGAAGGAUGCCGCAGUGCGCGGUGGCCACGUGCCGCAACAGCCAUCGUCGGACCCGCAAGCAGUCAGUGCGGUACCAUCGCUUUCCACACAAUCCCGAACUGCGUGAGCUAUGGGUGCGUGCAUGUGGUCGCGAACCCUUGACGAAUGGAGAACCACCAUUCAACAUCAAGACUGCACGAAUCUGCUCCCGACAUUUUCUAGAGGAGUUUUAUGAGGACGAAAGCAGGGAACAGAUCAUGCAAGGCAAUCAGAAGAGAAACCGACUGCGCUUGGGUGCGGUACCCACGAUAGACGUGCCGGUACUCGUGCAACCUUGUUUCAAAUUGCUUCACGAGACGGAGAAGAAGCGAUCCGCGGCACGUAUUAAAAUAAAUAUCAUGGCUGUUUCUGAUUUAUCGGAUACUCAACAAUCCGGCUGUAAAAGAGCCCAUGAAGAUGAAGAUGGUGACGAUAGUAGCGAUACUAAGACGAUUUUACCUAUUGCCAAAGAACGUACUGAACGGAAGAAUAAAAAAAAAUGUCUGAAAUUGGAUCAACAAGAAUGUUUCCUAUUAGCGGUUGGUCUUGUUCCUGUCGACAGUGUAUGUUUAAACAAGAUGCACGCAAUGGAGGGUGCGGCCGAGAGCAAACGUAAGGUGAACACCGCGGAAGAGGAUAAGACAUCGAGAUCGUCACCGUCGCCAAAGGUACCCCAAAGCCAGCAGAACGGUGCCGCCCUUCCGGAGGAGACAGCUGCGGCAGCAACGGCGUCGGUGGAUCGCGCGCGCGCCAAGAAGAAGGACGAGUCGCACUGCGAUACCGAGGCUCCGAAGAGCAGGCAGUUGCUCGCAAGCACGUCGCGACAGAGUGCGACGACUCCGAGUGAUGUCGUUGUGCAGCCACGUCACAUUAAAGCGGGGUCUGAGCCUGUGGAGAUCAGAAAACGGAAAUCCACUAAUGGACAGCUGACCUCACUAGGGAAUCCCAGAAAGAAAUUUCGCGACAACUACACACGCGAGGAGUACAUUUCGAGAAUUGUGGGCGAUAACAACGAAAGUAUUGAGGACCUUAUAGCAAAGGCCGAACAAUUGCGAGCUGAUAUAUUGGCUCUAGAAAACUUAGCACAUGCCAAAGAAAUGGAAUGGAACGAAAUUCUGAGGAAGAGAAAACUCAAGGAAGAGGCAUACCUGAGGCUAGAAAGAAAGAUACAAACGACAGCCUACAUGGAAAACGACGGUCAAUUGCCGGAGACUUUGCCGCCCGCUAGAUCGUCUCUGGGUUUGACCGAAUGGGAGAACAACGGUAACACCGUAUCAAAGGAGAGAGCCUUGGGAAUUAAGGAGGAUCCAAAUGAGAAAUCUUUGGACUUGUCGAGUUUAAAGAAAGAGAAAACUACGAGAGCUAGCUCGCAGCAACCCGCGACUCCUCCGAAGACCAAUGGCGAGAGCAGUCGUAAACAGAACGAGGCAUCAAGUCCGGAAAGUCGGCAGAUUGGAGAAGGCCGUCAAGGUGCGAUAGUGGAUGUUCGAGCUAUUAUCGCCGAUCAUAGGCUCAAGCAUCCAGAAACCGUACCAAGAAGAGGUCGAAGGAUGAGAAAUUCGAACGUAAACAUCAAUCUCGGUGCUGGUGGUGCCAUGGUCGAAACUGGGCAUAAUGCUGACUCUAGACCGUCUAGCACAGAAUCGUGCAAGAGCAACCCAAGCGCGAACGAUUCCAUGAACUACAAAGAAAUGCUAGUGCAAUUUGCUAAACUAAGUCAACAAGGUGGUGAAGCGGUCAAACCACAGAAUUAUCCAGAUGUAACGCUUCAUCCUGUGACUCCCACGUCUCAGAACACAUCUCAGCCGACUGGCUCACUACUCCAUGGAAUUCUAACAAAAGCACAAACGCCGAGAUCCACGACUUUUUCACCCACUUUAGCAAGAUUACUCACCGCGCCUGAAAGAGAAAGGAGUUCUCCGGCAGCUGCGGCGGCAGCAGCUGCGGCGUCAGCGUCUAUGUCGCAGCAAAAUGCUACAACCCAGCACCUUUUGCAGACAUACCAAGGCUCUAAUCUGGUUUCUAUAAAUGAUCUACUGUCUUCUUCUAAGGCACGCACAGAGAUAACUAUAACCCCCGUCGUUAACACUUCUGCGCAAUCUCACUCCAACGAUUUAAUUCAAGUGGAGGAUGUAGAGGAGGAAACAGCGGUAAUUGAAGAGAGGAAAGGGAAUUCUGUGGUCGGAAGAGAUAGUAAACAAGCGGUAAAGGACAGUCCACCUUCACCAAACGCUCCGCCAAAAUGUCAGGGAUGCAUAAUUCGACCUGCACAAUUCGUUUGCGCUGGAUGCGGAAAUCAGUGGUAUUGUAGUCGUUCAUGUCAGGUACAUGUCAUGUCAAGUGCACACUUGCUGCGUGGGCAACACACUCCGAUCAUUGUCCGCCAGAGCCCGAAAAUAGCAAAGGCAAGAGCAACGUUUAACGCCCGAGGUCCUUACACGCCCGGUGUAUACCAUGGCAUCAGGCGAGAGAUAUCAGCGUAAUUGAGUACGAAUCUAGUCAAGGAAAGAGCUACAAGGGUAUGAUUUAUAUUGAGCGACAGAUGAGAUGCGGAGAGAAUCAAAGAAGGAUUAAGCGUGUGUUGUGUCGUAUGGUUAAAGUAUCGGAAAGAUCCUUGUCAAAGAAAAUGGAUGAUAUUAUCCUAUUUACCACAAGCAUUUACUGAUCUCCCAUCUCAAAGGAGGUUCCACGCUACCACGUUCUGCUCAUAGACAUAGCAAAAAUAGACCAAAUGUGUCCAAUACUUCAAUAAUAAAGAUAGAAAAAAAAAAAAGAAAACAGUUACCGUAUCUCGUUCUCUGAUUUAAUGGUCUCUUCUCUCUUUUACAGCAACUGUCUUUCGUCUUUUUUUUAUGUAUCAUGUAUUUGGUAUAUUUUUUCUAUGUCUAUGGUUCUGCUUUUUGCAGAACGAAAUUCGUGAAAUUUCUUGCGCUUUGCUCGAGCUUUAGAUGAAAAAAAAAUUGUCUUCUUUCAAUGACGAAAAUUAACGAGAUAUUCGAUAUUCGAUGCCAUUGGUUGAACAAGCCUCGUGUGUUAUGUAUAAUUCUUUUUUUUUUAGACUUUACUACAUACACUAGUCGAAAGUUUUCGAGUGCUCGAAAAACGAGCAGAAAAAGAAAUAAGUAAUUUCCAAGGUGUUUUGUGGAAGUGGAGCAUAAUACUAAAUAAUGCGCGAUGCUGUAUAUAAUUUUAUACAAUUUACCAGAGUUCAACGACGGAUUUUAGAAUGUCGAUUAAUCGCGUGCCAUGCGUAAGAUCGGGGGCGGAUUGGAGCCAUUAGCUGAAAGCUUUCGAGGUGUUUUUUUUUUGUUUUCAUCUACAAAAGAUUUUGUAAAAAAUAAAAAAUUUUUAAUUUAAACAGUAAAAUAUUUGUCAUAAUAAAAAGAGUAAUCUUGUUAUAAUAACAUGUUUACUCCGUUAUUAUAGCAAAUUUAAAAGAAAAUUAACUUGCCAUUUAAUAUGACAAGUUUUAUAGUACUGUCUGUAAUAGAUUAAUCAAUUUCAAGUUAUAUAUCUAUAUAGCUAGAUAUUUUUCGCUUACUCAAUCCGCCCCUAUAUGUAAGAUUCAUUUUCCAUAAUUGACCUUAACACGGACGCUCAAGUUAGAGAAAUAACUUGAGAAUUUUUUUAUGCAUUAUUUUCUCUUUCAUUUUACAUUUUAGGCAUAAGAAAUCACUGGACAGAGCAUUUAGUUAGAAAACCAUUAUUAAUAAGUACUACUUAUUAAUUAUUAAAUACCUCUCUCUCUAGUACAUAUUUCCAUAUUUCGCGUGUAUUUUUCUUUUAUGUAUAUAUACAUAUGUAUAUAAAUCCUUUUAUCUUAUUAUACAUAAGUGUCCCAAAAUUUGCUACUCUAAAUACUAUAGCAAAAAAAUUCUAUAGCAAAAAAGAAAAUAAUUACGUAAAAUAAUUAUUUGACAAGUAUUUAUUUCAAAUAGUCACUUGAGCGGUAAUAGUGAGGCAAGACAAUUAUCUAAAUGUAAUCUCUGAUUGACUAACUUUUAGCCAUUAUAUCUCAAAAUUUAAUGUUUGAAAUAAUUUACAAAUAAUUAUUUUAUUUAAUUUUUCGAAAACUUUCUUACUAUAGUAUUUUGAGUCGCAAAUUUCAGAGCACCAAAUAUACACGAAUGUAAUGUAUUAAAAAAAUACAUUGUAAUAACAUCAAUUCGAUAAGUUGAGUAUGAAAAUAUAAGAUAUUUUAAACAUAAUUUUAUUCAGAUGACUGAUAAUGUGACUAAAAGCUUCGUUUUAUCGCAUUAUAUGGGAUAUCACAAAAGUGAAACGCCCGACAUAUUAUUCUUUCUUUCACGCUCUUUUUUGCUGCGUGUAAUUUCAGAAAUAUCCUGUCAAUUUUUCCAGAAAUUUACUUUAAACUCUGUCCAGUUAUUUUCUUAUCCUUCGUGAUUUACACGAUUUUCGCGCAAAAAAAAAACGCAGACGUGUGAGCUCGAUUCAGGCCUGCGUGUAAUGAGAUGCAUGUAUCGCACAUGCAACAAUUUAUAUUUGUUACCAAUGCGUAUGUACAUUUAAAUUUGAUAAAAAAACGUUAGUGUUAGUAUAGCUGUAAGAUGUUUUUUUUAUUUCGUUGGUGACAUAUUCGCAUGUUUUACAUUUUUUUAAAUUAAUAUGUUACCCCAGACGAUGAUUGUCCCUGACAUAAUCUGUAGCCCAAAGUUCCUACAGGUACAUACACAUAUAAAUAUAUAUAUAUAUUAUAUAUAUGUAUAAAUAUAUAUUUUUCCCAAUUACAAAGCAAACCAAAAUAAAGUUUUUAAUCGUAUUCUCUGCAUA